Suillus clintonianus is the source of this 864-nucleotide messenger RNA. RefSeq names its product homeobox-domain-containing protein. Bases 1 to 864 code for a protein of 287 amino acids. The record is from RefSeq and is a predicted model, not a curated record. The transcript is spliced from 2 exons. NCBI's taxonomy places the organism in Eukaryota, Fungi, Basidiomycota, Agaricomycetes, Boletales, Suillaceae. Gene Ontology annotation, biological process: regulation of transcription by RNA polymerase II; cell differentiation. Gene Ontology annotation, molecular function: RNA polymerase II cis-regulatory region sequence-specific DNA binding; DNA-binding transcription factor activity, RNA polymerase II-specific.
AUGCAAUCAGCUACUCUCUCCAGGACGUCCUCCACGGCUAGCAUAUCUUCCACGGACGAUACUGCGCGUCGUACGCGCAAACGCUUUUCUACUGUUCAGCUCAUGAUGCUGGAACAGCUUUUCCACCGGACAUCUCACCCGACGCGAGAGGAACGCGAAGCCCUUGCGAGUACUGCAGGAAUGGAAAUCAAGUCAGUUACUAUAUGGUUCCAAAAUAAGCGUCAGACGGAGCGCAAAGUUGCACUCCACAAUGCGACAAACGUCUCCAAUGAAGACGCCUCUUCUUCACCACUCACACAUGGACAUGCCUCUUCGUCACGUCAUGUCCACUCCCGAUCAGUUUCUAUCUCGGGCUUGCACACUCCUCGGAGACGGAUAACACCUCCUCGCCCCCGUCCCUCCCUGGACCGCGUCGCGGCACGUUCCGAAUCACGACUCCAACCACCCCGCACGCCUACAAAGCCUCAUAACCCACACGCAUCACUCUGGGACAAUAUGCCCUCCUCUCCACUGGCACCUGCUAGCCCUCCCACGCGCGACCUGGUAGACUUCGUGGGCAGCGGGCGCACCCUUGAAUGGGCAUGUGCUGCGGCACGACUAUCUGAAAAGCGCAAAGUAGACGAAAAGGAUGUUGAAACGGAAGAGGAAGAAAUGGAAGCCAUUACACCGGAAGGGAGCUUAGGAGCUGGAGAUGAUGCCUGGAAUAGGAGAACUGCGUUUCCUGUCCAGAAGCGCGGGCACGUGGCCCGGAACUUGAAGUUCGCGCCUAUGGCAGUGAACGGAAGAAAAGGUGCGAUUCAGGACGACGAUAUGAUGCGAGCUGCGCUGGUCCUAUGUGGACUUGGAAAGCGCAGCUGCCAGUGA